UUGAUGUACCGCGUACUAACGCCAGUUGGAUGUUACGGCUAGCAUCCAACACGUCUCAAACCGAAUCCGAGUGCCAAGUCUGUUCGACGCGGUGGCGUGUGACGGUGUUCUUCACCUACGAAUUGGUCUAAGUUUUUUUUAACACGAGUUGUAGACCACCAUGGUAACAAAAAUCGAAAACGAAAGUCCCAUCCUGCAAUGGUACACCGGCAAAUCUAUCUUCAUAACCGGAGCCACCGGCUUCAUGGGCAAGGUCCUGCUGGAAAAACUCCUCUACACUUGCACCGGCGUCAAAAACAUCUACAUCCUCAUCCGCAGCAAGCGAGGAAAAAAUCCAGAAACACGUAUCCAGGAAAUGUGGUCCCUGCCUCUAUUUGAGCGUCUGAGAGCAUCUCAGCCUUACGCAAUCAACAAAAUCAUCCCGGUAAUUGGCGACUUGAGCUCGGAAGGUCUAGGUCUCAACCAGCAGGAUCUCGACCUCCUGGUGAACAACGUCAACGUGGUGUUUCACUGCGCCGCGAGUCUUAAGCUGGAGGCCACGUUGAAGGACGCCAUCGAGCAGAACACGGCGGGUACGGGUAGGGUCAUCGACGUGGUGAAGAAAAUCCAGAAUUUGGACGUGUUCGUAUACUUCAGCACCGCUUUUUGCUCAGCGGAUAUAGACGUUUUUGAGGAGAGGAUCUACGACUGCCACGAAAACCCCCGUGACGUCAUCGAAGUAGCCCGCUGGAUGAGAGAUGACGCUUUAAAAAUAGCCACCCAAUCCGUCAUAGCCCCCCAUCCUAACACCUACACCUACAGUAAAAGAUUGGCGGAGAAAAUGGUCGCUGACGAGGUCGACAACAUCCCCGUAUGCAUAGUACGACCUUCCGUGGUGACUCCCGCAAUGUUGGAACCUUUACCCGGAUGGGUGGACAGUCUUAACGGCCCCAUGGGACUCCUGGUAGGGGGCGGCAAAGGCGUCAUCCGUUCCAUGUACGCUAAAGCUGAGAACAACGCGCAAGUGGUACCUGUGGACAUCGCGAUUAACGCCACUAUUGUGAUAGCGCAGAGGAUAGGUUCGAGAACUGAAAAGACGAAUAAAGUCCCUGUUUAUAACCUGACCCAAGACGACUGCCUCCCGAUCACCAUGGGCGAGAUCCUCAACAAGGGCAGACAGGCCGUCUACGAGAACCCUUUCGAAAUGCAAAUUUGGUACCCAGACGGCGACAUCCGCUCGUCCUAUCUAGUCCACAAAAUUUACUGCAUUUUGUUGCACUGGCUUCCGGCUUACUUCAUCGAUUUCCUGCUGCUUCUCUUCAGAUAUCCACGAUUUAUGGUGCGGCUGCAAGGAAAAGUCCACGACGGGCUGGAGCUGCUGCAGUUCUUCACAGUGCGUCAGUGGAAGUUCAAAAACGAGAAGUUCGUGGGGCUGACGCACGACAUGACGCAGGAGGAGAUCGCGACGUUCCAGAUGGACUUCCAUGCGGUACCGCUGGACCAUUACAUGACGACGUGCGUGCUAGGGGCUAGGCAGUACCUGAUGAAAGAAGACCUGUCGACUCUGCCGAGGUGCAGGAGGAAGCAGAAGUUUUUAUACGUGAUUCAUAAGGUUGUCGUGUUCUGUCUAUACACUUGCUUGAUUUGGUUGGCUGUCACGACGCUACCCAAGGUGAAAAUCAUGUUUGACGUGGCCGGGAGUUUUAUACAUAAGUUGGGGCACGGACCCAUAUCUACCAAGUAAACUUGGUCGUUGGUACACGACUUUUUACAACUGUUGGGUUCAGGGGUGAUGUAAAUGUUACGUAUUUUUAAGUAUUGUGUAUGCGUUAAAUGUUGUUACAAUGUAUGAGAAUUAAAUAAUAAAAUGUCAUCUUGCCACUUU
Messenger RNA from Zophobas morio, 1864 nucleotides. Its product is annotated as putative fatty acyl-CoA reductase CG5065. The record is from RefSeq and is a predicted model, not a curated record. NCBI's taxonomy places the organism in Eukaryota, Metazoa, Arthropoda, Insecta, Coleoptera, Tenebrionidae. Gene Ontology annotation, biological process: long-chain fatty-acyl-CoA metabolic process. Bases 161 to 1723 code for a protein of 520 amino acids. The transcript is spliced from 8 exons. Gene Ontology annotation, cellular component: peroxisome. Gene Ontology annotation, molecular function: alcohol-forming very long-chain fatty acyl-CoA reductase (NADP+) activity.